AUAAAGUUGCUUCAGUUUAUUAAAUAAUUUAAUAAUGAGAGAUUUGAUAUCAAAUGUUGGAACUGAUUAUUUGGUUUUUGCUGUUUCUGGAAUAUUAGUAUUGGUAGUAACAUUAAUCUACAUAUGGUGGAAUGAUGGAAACACAAGUAGUUUGACAUGUCCUGGUUUAAAGUCAAGUGAUCCCGUAUUGGGAAAUCUUGGCUCUCUAACAUUUGAUGGUGGAAUUCACAAGUUUCUUGUUGAAAACCAUAAAAGGCUUGGUCCAAUGUUCAGCUUUUAUUGGGGCAAAGAACUGGCUGUUAGUCUAGCUUGUCCAAUUCUUUUUAAGGAGGUUGCCACUCUAUUUAAUCGACCAGUAAAUCAAUUUAAAUUAUUUCUUCCAUUGAUUGGAAAAGAAUGUGUUCAAUAUGCCAAUGAAGAUCGUGGUAAAAAGUUGCGCCAAAUAAAUGAUCGACAUUUCAGUCAUUCAUCAAUUAAAAGUUAUUUUAAAGAAUUCAAACAAGUUGGUGCGGAGCUUUGCUCCAAAUGGUCAUCAAGCGAAAAUACACGCAUUCCACUAAAUCAGAAUAUGUUAUCAAUUGCUUUUAAAACAAUUGUCAAAACAUCAUUUGGACCAGACUAUUUUAAAACAAACGAAGAAAUAACAGAGAUGCAAGCUUUAAAAGAUUUUUGCUUUGCUGAAAUGGAUAAACAUUUACGGGGAGAUUAUCCUGAGGUCAACAGUAAAAGAGAAAACGAUUUUAAAGCAGCUGUCAAAAAAUUUAAAGACAAAGUAAGAACAAUGAUCAAUCAUCGAAGAUCACAGAAAAUUAAAUCAUACACUAACUUUCUUGAUGUAAUGUUGGAAGAUGAUACUGUAUACACAAAUGACGAGCAAAUCUUGGACAAUGUCAUUGUAUACAUGAUUGGUGGUUAUCAUACAACUGGAAACUUAUUGACAUGGCUUGUUUAUUUCUUAUGUAAACAUCCAGAAGUGGAAUCUAAGGUAUACAAUGAGAUAAAAGAAUUUACAGAAGAAGAUCUAGAUAUGGAAUUACUUACAAAAUUUAGUUACACAAAGCAAGUUAUUGAUGAAGUUAUGAGAAUUGCUGUACUUGCUCCAUAUGCAGCUAGAUAUUCGGAUUAUGAUAUAAUCGUUGAUGGACAUCUAAUACCAAAAAAGACACCUAUCAUAUUAGCUUUGGGUACUGUUUUUCAAGAUGAAACUAUUUUUCCUGAACCUGACAGAUUUGACCCUGACCGUUUUAGUGAUAAACAAAUUGAAGAACGUUCAGCGUUAGCUUUUCAGCCGUUUGGAUUUGCGGGAAAAAGAAAGUGUCCUGGAUAUAGAUUAGCAUAUGCUGAAACAUUGACGUACACAUUUUAUAUCAUCAAGAAUUUUCAUAUUUCGCUAUUCGAUAAGCAAUCUGUGAAAAUGCAUUAUGGUUUUGUCACAAAACCGUCUGAAGAAAUUUGGAUUAAAGUGUUACGACGUAAAAAUAUCUAGUUCUGCAUUUAUGUUAGUUUUAACUACUUUAUUUGAAAACGAACUUUUUUUUUUUUUUAAUUGUUAAUUAUAUUUUGAGAAAUUCUUUUGACUUUUUUAUGGCGAGUUGGGGCAUCUGCAGAAUAGAGUAAAUUAGUGGAGGAAAGAAUACAACUUGAUGGUUUUU
Hydra vulgaris (swiftwater hydra) is the source of this 1652-nucleotide messenger RNA. Its product is annotated as cytochrome P450 20A1. The record is from RefSeq and is a predicted model, not a curated record. NCBI's taxonomy places the organism in Eukaryota, Metazoa, Cnidaria, Hydrozoa, Anthoathecata, Hydridae. Gene Ontology annotation, cellular component: membrane. Gene Ontology annotation, molecular function: oxidoreductase activity, acting on paired donors, with incorporation or reduction of molecular oxygen; iron ion binding; monooxygenase activity.